UUCGCACGUAAUAUGUAAAUGACACGGCCGGCGGGGCCGCGGAGUGCUUGCCAAAAAUAUUGACAUACGCGGAGCCAGCUUCGUCUUGCAGUAUCAAAUCGAUGCAUCUUCAAGACUUCAAUGCACUUGCCCUUCCUCCUUUGUACUUGUCCUAAUACUGCAGCCUUGCCAAGGAUUGGUGCGGUCGGAGUCCUGACGAAUAACUUGUUUUCAACGAUUUUCUGCUAUGGACGUCUGGCGGUGACAGCCUGCAACAUGAAACCGGAAAUCUCGAAAGUCUGUGGGGAGCGAUGUAAGUGCAUGCAGCCUACAGAUACAUCAUUAUUGCGAUGUUAGCAUGAUCAUCCCGAUAGUGGAGG
This is a messenger RNA of Suillus subalutaceus, 359 nucleotides long. RefSeq lists its product as uncharacterized. The transcript has a single exon. Bases 121 to 336 code for a protein of 71 amino acids. NCBI's taxonomy places the organism in Eukaryota, Fungi, Basidiomycota, Agaricomycetes, Boletales, Suillaceae. The record is from RefSeq and is a predicted model, not a curated record.